AUGAAGGUUUCUAUGAUCCUGAUCUCUGCCUUGAGCUCAAUCGCUCUCUACAACCCAGUUUCUGGUUCUCCAGCUCCAAUUCCGGGUGUAGCUGAUCUCGCACCUGAAUCCGUUGCUGCCCCAAUGUUUUGGAUUGGUACUCCUACUCCAGGUGGACCAGAAGUUAGAUUGAAUGGAACUGCACAGGAAAUUGUUGAGCAGAUCAAAGAAAUCAACCCCGAUUGGGAGGAAGCUCCAGUUCCAACUGCCACUACUGGCGAGAGCCCCACCAACGUAAAGCGUUACUUCCAAAAUCGCCCUACAUGCGGUUUGGUUGUGGGAGACUGGGCCGUAGUCCCAUAUCUCCGCGACCCAGUUAUAUCAUAUCUUUAUGCGCUCGGAGCAACAACCUGCGGUGCCUACGCUAGGACCUGUUCUCGCGUUAGCUGCCACUGGUCCGCCGCGGUUGAGCUUUGCAAUGAUCGUACUACAGAGGUGCAGAUGAGAUGCGACAGAAUUGCCCAUGCUGCCAAUGAAAUCACAAAUGAUUGUGCAAAGCCGGCUCCCGUUCAUUGGGUCGCGAAGGGACAGUGGUUCGACACUACCGGUUACAAUGUCGUUGUUCGCAAAUCCAACUGCUAA
Messenger RNA from Orbilia oligospora ATCC 24927, 621 nucleotides. RefSeq lists its product as uncharacterized. Lineage: Eukaryota; Fungi; Ascomycota; Orbiliomycetes; Orbiliales; Orbiliaceae. The coding region runs from base 1 to 621 and encodes 206 amino acids. The transcript has 5 exons. The record is from RefSeq and is a predicted model, not a curated record.